This is a messenger RNA of Schistocerca serialis cubense, 666 nucleotides long. RefSeq lists its product as uncharacterized. The transcript has a single exon. Bases 1 to 666 code for a protein of 221 amino acids. Lineage: Eukaryota; Metazoa; Arthropoda; Insecta; Orthoptera; Acrididae. The record is from RefSeq and is a predicted model, not a curated record.
AUGAGUAAAUCAACAGCAACUGCAAAUAAAGUAUUUGAAGAAUUCAAAACUCAUUUAGAGAUUGUGGUUGACAAUCCCAGGUACUUUGUAGGAUUGGAAAUCAAGCAAAAUCAUGAAAGUAAAAAACUAUUUGUCUGCCAAAAUGGCUACAUUAGUGGCCUCUUAGAGAAAUUCAACAUGAACAUUUGCAAGCCCUAUGCAAAAUCCACUGACUGCAGUUUAGAACUGAAUUUAGGACAGUGCCCGGCGAAUGAAGAUAAGAAAUCUAUGGAAAAUAUUCCAUUUCAUGUGGCUGUAGGUGGAUUGAUGUUUGUUGCCACAGUGACAAGACCUGAUAUAAUGUCUUUCUUCAGUCAAAUAAGUCGGUUUCUUAACAACCCUGAACCUGAGCACUGGACUGCAGAUAAACACAUCCUAAAGUACCUUAAAGGUGCAAGAGGAAAAGGUUUUAAAUCCUGUGGUAAUAAGCUUAAACUUCAUUUUUAUUCAAAUCCUGAUUUUACUGGAGAUAACGAUACUCGCCGUUCAACAACGAGCUAUGUCAAUGUACUGACCAUUGGACCAGUUAUAUGGAUGUCUCGCAGGCAAAAAUGUGUUGCCAUAUCUAUGACAGAAAUAGGGUAUAUUGCAGGAUCUGAUACAGCUGCUGUGUGUUACUAUCUUUGA